Molecule: messenger RNA, 3271 nt
Organism: Ciona intestinalis (vase tunicate)
Lineage: Eukaryota; Metazoa; Chordata; Ascidiacea; Phlebobranchia; Cionidae
Source: RefSeq, a predicted model, not a curated record
CUCAAAAACAUAGAAAACCAUAUGGUAGACCACGUGGUAAUGUUUACAAAAUCUAGAAAUUGAAAACGUAGUAGUUUGGGAAGUUUAUGUAUUUUGGAUAUAAAACCAUUUUACUUGCACCAAUAUGCGUAAAAAAGUAGAUAAUCGUAUUCGAGUACUGGUCGAAAAUGGAGUGGCCACGAAACACCGGACAAUGUUUUUUAUUGUCGGCGAUAAGUGUCGUAACCAAGUUGUUAUACUCCAUCACAUGUUAUCAAAAGCACAAGUUCGGGCUCGUCCUUCAGUAUUGUGGUGUUAUAAAAAAGAACUCGGGUUUAGCACGCACAGAAAGAAAAAAAUGAAACAAAUUCAAAAGAGAAUCUCAAGUGGGACCCUUGAUUUGAAAGAAAAUGAUCCGUUCGAGUUGUUUGUGGCUGCCACAAAUGUCCGAUACUGUUAUUACAAUGAAACUCACAAAAUAUUGGGCAGUACUUAUGGCAUGUGUGUUCUUCAGGAUUUUGAGGCAUUAACACCAAAUUUACUUGCGCGAACAAUAGAAACAGUUGAAGGUGGUGGUAUCAUCUGUUUCUUGCUUAGAUCCAUGACUUCAUUAAAACAGCUUUAUACAAUGACAAUGGAUGUUCACGCAAGGUAUCGUACAGAAUCUCAUAGUGAUGUGGUGGGAAGAUUCAAUGAAAGGUUUCUGUUGUCAGUGGCUUCGUGUAAUAACUGUCUUAUAAUUGAUGAUGAACUGAAUGUAUUGCCAGUGUCAACUAACUCACAAAACAUUGAAGCAGUCCCUCCAAAACCUGCAGAAGAUUCACUCACACCAUCAGAAAAAGAGCUGGUUGAUCUAAAAGAAUCACUACAAGACACGCAACCAGUUGGUUGCGUGAUAAAUUGCUGCAAAACAAUCGACCAAGGAAAGGCCCUUCUCAAAUUUGUUGAUGCUAUCUCAGAGAAAACCCUACGUAGCACUGUUGUGAUGACCGCCGCGAGAGGCAGAGGUAAAUCUGCCACGCUUGGACUUGCAAUUUCAGCCGCAGUUGCGUUUGGAUAUUCCAAUAUUUUUGUCACUUCUCCCAGUCCUGAGAAUCUUAAAACACUUUUUGAGUUCGUUUUUAAGGGAUUUGAUGCUUUAGAAUACCAAGAACAUUUGGAUUAUGAACUUAUUCAAUCAACAAAUCCGGACUUCAAUAAAGCUAUCGUUCGUGUUAAUGUGUUUCGUGAGCAUAGACAAACCAUUCAGUAUAUCCACCCGAGUGACUCAGCUAAACUCAGUCAAGCGGAACUGCUAGUCAUCGACGAGGCUGCAGCAAUUCCAUUACCACUUGUUCAGAGUCUUCUUGGUCCUUAUCUAGUUUUUAUGUCUUCUACAAUAAAUGGAUAUGAAGGCACUGGUCGUUCUCUUUCACUUAAACUAGUGAAACAACUUCGAAUUCAAAGUGCUACACGUAAUACUGCCACAACUAAACAGACUACUGCUUCACCACUUGGUCGUAACUUAAGCGAGAUAACCCUUGAGGAAUCGGUACGUUACGCCCCAACGGAUCCCAUCGAGUCAUGGUUGAAUGAGCUUCUCUGCCUCGACUGUGGCUCCUCGUCCUUUAGCAAAAUCUCCACUGGGUGUCCUCCUCCAAGUGCUUGUGAUUUGUAUUAUGUCAAUCGAGAUACAUUAUUCUGCUACCACAAAGCAUCUGAAGCAUUUCUACAACGUCUGAUGUCCCUUUAUGUUGCUUCACACUACAAGAACACACCUAAUGACCUUCAAAUGUUAUCUGAUGCCCCUGCUCAUCAUAUAUUUUGUCUCCUGCCACCAGUUUCUGCUGAACAGAAAUCUCUACCUGAUGUACUGUGUGUAUUACAGAUUUGCUUGGAGGGUGAAAUCAGCAAAUCUUCUGUUGUGUCGAGUUUAUCUCGUGGCAAACGUGCGGCUGGUGACCUUAUUCCUUGGACAGUGACUGAACAGUUUCAAGAUCAUGACUUUGCUUCACUAUCUGGUGCUCGUGUGGUAAGGAUAGCUACCCACCCUGAUUAUCAGGGCAUGGGGUAUGGUUCACGUGCAUUGGAACUACUGGAGAAAUAUUAUGAAGGGAAAAUGACAAGUCUUGAUGAGAAUGAGACGCCAGCAGAAGAAGUUAAUAUUGUGAAUGAAGAGGAAGUUGAAGCUAUGGAUGAGGUUCUUACACCAAGGAAGAGUCUUCCACCAUUGCUAUGGAAACUUAGUGAAAGAAGACCGGAACAGCUUAAUUACAUUGGAGUUUCUUAUGGUCUUACUGCCCCAUUACUUAAGUUUUGGAGCAAGGCUGGUUACACAUCUGUCUACCUGCGUCAAACUGCCAAUGAUUUAACUGGAGAACAUUCAUGUAUCAUGCUUAAAGCAUUGGACACUGAGGUGGACAAGAGUUGGCAGGAUGCUUACUUUGAUGAUUUCCGCCGUCGUUUCAUCUCCCUCCUCCACUUCCAAUUCUCUUCUUUCAAGUCUUCCACUGCUCUUCAAGUCCUUCGGCGAAAGAGCAAGAAAACUACAAAGAGCAACCCGCUCACAAAAUCAGAGCUAGAUUUCUUCCUGACCAGCUACGACACGAAGCGACUGACCUUAUACUCGCGAAACAUGGCAGACUACCAUCUGGUCAUGGACCUCCUGCCAACUUUAGCUCGUCUUGUUUUCCUUGAAAAAUUAGUCGUACCUCUGUCUGUUGCCCAAAAGGCCAUCAUUUUGGCCAUAGGCUUACAGCAUAAAUCAGUGGAGACAGUAGCUUCUGAGAUCGACCUUCCUUCAUCACAAGUUCUUGGACUUUUCAACAGGGCAGUUCGUAAAAUCACAACACAUUUAAGUGAAAUCGAAUCAGCAGCUGCAGAAAAGGAAUUAAAAUCAACUCUCGGCGACGAAAACGCUGCUGAUGCUGUUAACAUGCAACCACUAGAAGAAUCACUUGAUAGUGAACUGAACGCAGCUGCAUAUGAAGUCGUUCAGAAACAGAAAGAAGAAUUAAAGCAGACACUUGCAUCUAUGGACUUAAAACAAUACGAAAUUGGUGGUAGUGACGAAGCGUGGCAAGAUGCAUUGUCGUCGGGCAAGAAACAGAAUAUCGUCAGCGUAAAAAGCGCAAAACGUCCAUUGCCGACAUCUGAAGAGCCGGAUACAAAGGACAAAAAGAAGAAGCGUAAAUUUAAGAAAAAAGUGAAAUCUGCGUAACCGUCGAUUUUAAUUUUUUUAAAUUUCACCCGCCGUGUGGACAUUUUGAAAUCAGCAAUAAAACAACCAAAUAAAACACACAAUUUAGCGGCA